Molecule: messenger RNA, 1212 nt
Organism: Hyaloperonospora brassicae
Lineage: Eukaryota; Oomycota; Peronosporomycetes; Peronosporales; Peronosporaceae
Source: the annotation of a GenBank genome assembly
AUGUCGUACCUCUCGACGUCGACGCACUUUAACAAUUGGAUCUUCUCGACGGACGAACUCGCGCGCGUGCGUCGUCUGCAGCACGUGAAGGCGCAGCACACACUGCGUCUCGAGCGCGAAGAGGCUCCGCAGACGGCCCCCGUCAGUGCCGCCAGCAGCCGCCGCGCGCGAUCGUUUGCAGCGCUCGUGCCGCGCUCGUCCACUGCUGUGCACGAUGCGUUCGACUCGAACGACUGCGUGGACGCGGACGUUUCCGCUCAAGAAGAAGCUGAGGAGAAGGCCAAUCUGCAGCGGACGCCGCUGGUGGAGUUCCUGAGUCUCGAGCAGGAGACGCUGCUCCGGACGUUCUACGAGGAAAAGAUCCAGGAGAGCUGCAGUGCCCAGUUCCUCCGCACGUCGGACAAGGUCAAGUGCUGUGCGCUGAUGCUGUUCAAGCGGUUCUACCUGAGCAACAGCGUGAUGGAGUUCCACCCAAAGUACGUCGUGCCGACAGUCAUUUACGUGGCGGGGAAGGUCGAAGAGCAGUACAUCUCGGUGGACACAGUCGCUGAUCAGCUCCAUGUGGACCACCGGCUCAUCAUUAGCCACGAAAUGAUCGUGCUCGAAGGCGUGCGCUUCCAGUUGAUCAUGUACCAUCCGUUCCGUGCGCUCUUGGGCUUUUUGGACGACUUUCGUGCGUUUGCCAAGCAAGUGCUGAGCAAGGACUUACCGGCCACGGUGCUGCAGAAACUCCACGCUGAAUCGACCACAGUGCUGCACGAGAUGCUGCUCACGGAUCUGCCGCUGCUCCACUAUCCGUCGUACUUGGCACUAGCAGCUCUGUGGCACGUGACGGACGAGGUGGCUGCAAGCGUGGGGGAAAAAGCCGGUGGCCUCGCAAAAGAGGAUGUGCUAAGUUACGUCCAGCGCAGCAAGUUCUCGAAAGGUCAACAAGUUGACGAUGUGUUUCGUCGACUGCAGCAGAUCACACAGGCGUACGACGCGCUGACAGUAGCCAAGCGAAAGGACGGGGAAGCAGCAGUGCUUGAUCGUGCCAAGCAGGUCAAGCGCAUUUACAAGAAGCUCAAGCAGUUCCACAAUGAAGACGAGGGAAAGAAAGACAAGAAGGCACGGAAUGGCGACGGCAAAAAGAAGGACAAGAAGCGCCGAGACGGAUCCAAGGAUGACAAGCAGAAGAAGAAGGUGAAGAAGCAAAAGACAGACAAGGCUUGA